Molecule: messenger RNA, 2895 nt
Organism: Theobroma umbraticum
Lineage: Eukaryota; Viridiplantae; Streptophyta; Magnoliopsida; Malvales; Malvaceae
Product: Exostosin family protein
Molecular function (GO): glycosyltransferase activity
Source: RefSeq, a predicted model, not a curated record
AAAAAACCCACCAUUUGUAUUGCUUUCUUUAAAGAAAUAUUGGUCAUAAUUAAUUUUCCAUGGCCACAGCCAAAAAAUAAAAAUAGUAAUACCAUGCACACUUUACCAAUUUCGCGACUCCUUGAAUUUGCUUUGUUUUCAUUUUCAUUUGUUUUCACUCUUCCAACAGUCAAACCUCAAGCAAUUUUUUCCACCGGCAAGACUCCGAGGUUUGCGUUUUCCAUUUAAUCCUAAAUUUAGUGUGGUAGUUAACUAAUCAAUGCUUGUUUUUCAACUGUAUACUAAGAUGUUGAAUCAAAAAUCGAGGUUGUUUUGUAAAGAUGUCAGUUUUAGCAGUUCUGGGUGUUAGUUUGUGAGAGGCCUGUUUUGGGUAUGGAGUUAGUUAAUGGAUUUCGAAAGCUGUUUCAUAGUGAAAAGAAAAGAUGGGUUCUUUUAGUUGGAGUAGUUGCUAUUACUCAUUUAUUGUUUCAGUCCUUUCUGCUUCCAUAUGGGAAUGCUCUUAGGUCUUUGUUGCCUGGUGAUGAGGGUUCAAUAGGGAAUGAUAAAGAUGUGAUUUUUGGAAUACAAUCUUCAGUGAAUUCUGCAAUGGUUCGUAAUCCUCUUACCAUCAAUGCUUCUGAUAUGAGUACUAGAAAUGUAGUCAUUAAUGGGGUGCUGAAAGAUGGUAAUAGUUCUAUUGUUGGUGGAAGCGUUGGAAAUGGUGGUCGAUUAAUGGGGGAUCGCAGGGAAAUGGAGAAUGGUUUUGCGUCUGAGGGAAUGGAGUCCGAUGGUAGAAUUAAAAUUGCUAUAGAUAGAAAUAUCGAUGAUGAUUAUGCAUCUGAGAAUGCUGAAGAUCUAAAUGAGAUUUCUGUGUUGGAUGAUAUCAUUCGAGAUCAAGAUAACUCUCCUCUGGAGGAGGUUGUAGAACCUGGACAGUUGGUUUCAGCUGACAAACUUCUGGAGAAUGAUGCAAGUCAGACACCAAAAGAAUUUGGACAUGUAAGUAUUAGUUCACAAACUCCUACCUUGGCAUCACCUGUAGUAUCUUCAUUGGCAAUGGAGUCCACCAACGAAGCUGGACAUGGCUUUACUCUAGAGACGGCUGUGAAACACACCCAGGAAGUCUCAACAGGCAAACUGUUGGAGACUAAGACAAGUCAGUCGCCUAAAGAACUUGGGCAUGUAAAUAUUGCUUCACUAUCUCCUACCUUGGUGUCACCUGUAGCAUCUUCAUUGGUUAACAAGACCUAUUUGAGAAACUCCACUAAAAAUGCUGAUUCCCUUGUUUUUUUAACAUCCCUGCAAAGUGAUCAUCUGACAUCAAAAAAUAAUUCUGUAAUGAUUGCUAAGGCAGGGAGAAAAACAAUGAGAUGUGAAAUGCCACCAAAAUCAGUGACCACAAUAGAGGAGAUGAACCGCAUAUUAGUACGCCACCGUAGGUCAUCAGGUGCAAUGAGACCACGAAGGUCUUCUGUACGUGACCAAGAAAUCUUUGCCACAAGAUCGCAGAUAGAGAGUGCUUCUGUUAUAGUGAAUGAUCAAGAACUUUAUGCUCCUCUUUUUAGAAAUGUUUCCAUGUUUAAAAGGAGCUAUGAACUCAUGGAACGCACACUCAAAGUUUAUGUCUAUAAGGAUGGAAAGAAACCUAUCUUUCAUCUACCGAUACUUAAGGGAUUAUAUGCCUCAGAAGGAUGGUUUAUGAAACUGAUGCAAGGGAAUAAGCGUUUUGUUGUAAAGGACCCUCGAAGGGCUCAUCUGUUUUAUAUGCCAUUUAGUUCUCGGAUGUUAGAGUACACCCUUUAUGUACGAAAUUCUCAUAAUCGAACGAACCUACGCCAAUUUUUGAAGGAUUACACAGAAAAUAUUGCUGCAAAGUAUCCUUACUUCAACAGAACUGGUGGAGCAGAUCACUUCCUUGUUGCUUGCCAUGAUUGGGCUCCGUAUGAAACAAGGCACCAUAUGGAACACUGCGUUAAAGCUCUCUGCAAUGCUGAUGUCACUGUAGGCUUCAAAAUUGGGAGGGAUGUUUCUCUUCCAGAAACCUAUGUCCGGUCUGCAAGAAAUCCUCUUAGAGAUCUCGGAGGAAAACCACCUUCCCAGAGGCACAUUCUUGCCUUCUACGCUGGAAACAUGCAUGGGUAUCUGCGUCCAAUCUUACUGAAAUAUUGGAAAGACAAGGACGAUGAUAUGAAGAUCUUUGGUCCAAUGCCUCCUGGUGUUGCAAGCAAAAUGAAUUAUAUCCAGCACAUGAAGAGCAGCAAAUACUGUAUCUGCCCCAAAGGUUAUGAGGUCAACAGCCCAAGGGUAGUAGAAGCCAUCUUUUAUGAGUGUGUUCCUGUUAUUAUAUCUGACAAUUUUGUGCCACCAUUUUUUGAAGUUCUGGAUUGGGGUGCUUUCUCAAUAAUACUUGCGGAGAAAGACAUUCCCAACCUGAAAGACAUACUCCUCUCAAUACCAAAAGAGAGGUAUCUUGCUUUGCAACUUGGUGUCAGAAAGGUUCAACGGCAUUUUCUCUGGCAUGCUAGGCCUGAAAAGUAUGAUCUCUUCCACAUGACGCUACAUUCAAUUUGGUAUAACAGAGUCUACCAGAUAAAACUGAGGUAGGAAUUUUAAUGGGCAUUUAAAUUGUGAAGUAAUGCAACAACUUAGCGGAGAGUGGAGAUGCGAAUAUACACACUAGACCCUGAAAUAGAAUAUGGGCUGCAUCUGCCUCUACCUCCUAAUUCAUUCUGUCAAGCUGUGUAGAGCUUCUGUUUGAAUAUGAGAGAUAAGAUGAGGAGGUACUUGUAAUUGAAAUCUGAGUGCAUAGAUCAUUAGUAAAAUGUACAUCUAUUGUUGUAUCAUUUGUUAUUGUAAAAGAAGAGUAAGAUGGUUCGAUUUUCUUGGAUAUAUAUGGAACUAAUGACAUUUUUCCGA